AAUUCGGAGAAGGAGCACAAGAACAUCUUAAUAAUUGAUCUUGGAAGCCACGCAACAAAGAAACCUUCAAAGUCAAUUUUCUCUGGAUGGCGAGACGACGCCAAUUGUCUCCUCACUGUAAUUCUUUAAAUUUCCGCUCACUUCGGAAAGCUUUUCCCAAUCAUACCUGUUAUUACUAUACGAUCAUUCUCUAACCCUAGUCCGAUCAUGGAAGUCUGGUUCAUCGCCCUCGUCUCUCUCUGUGUUUGUCUUCUCUUCCGAGCCCUAUUCAAUCUUUCGUCUCCCUCCCGCCUCACACCUCUGCCGCCUGGUCCUUCUCGUAUUCCCAUCAUCAGUAAUAUUCUUUUUCUGCGCAAAUCAUUCUUAGAAAUUGAAUCGUUACUGCGAAAUCUUAGUGCCAAAUACGGUCCCAUCUUCUCUCUUCGUGUUCGGUCUCGUCCACUAAUAUUUGUUGCUGAUCGAUUCAUUGCCCACCAGGCCCUGGUUCAAAACGGCGCCGUGUUCUCCGACCGUCCCAAGGCCCUUAUCACCAGUAAGAUUUUUAGCAGCGAUCAACAUGACAUUAGCUCCGCCUGCUACGGCCCCACCUGGCGGGUCCUCCGCCGCAACCUCGCUUUCGAGAUGCUUCACCCGGCCCGGAUUAAAUCCUUUUCGGGUUCUCGUAAAUGGGUUUUGGACUUGCUUGUCAGCCGGCUCAAAGCUGAUUCUGAAUCAAGCAAUUCUAUUAAGGUGAUCGACCACCUUCAGUACGCUAUGUUCUGCUUGUUGGUGUUCAUGUGCUUCGGUGAAAAGCUUGAUGAGAAGCAAAUUAGAGAUAUCGAGCAUGUUGAACAACGUGUACUUUUGAGCGUGAGCAGAUUCAGAGUGUUGAAUUUCUGGCCGAGAAUCACUCGCAUACUGUUCCGCAAGAGGUGGCAGGAAUUGCUCCAGACUCGGAAGGAACAGGAGAGUGUGUUGAUUCCACUGAUCAGAGCGAGGAAGAAAGCCAAGGAAGACAGGUUGAACAGAUCUAAAGAGGAUGCUGAUAGCUCAGAUCAAUUUGUUGUGCCUUAUGUGGAUACUCUGUUGGAUUUGGAGUGGCCGGAGGAGAAGCGAAAGCUUGAAGAAUCUGAAAUCGUGUCUGUGAGUUCAGAAUUUCUUAAUGCAGGGACAGAUACAACAGCGACGGCACUGCAAUGGAUUAUGGCAAAUCUGGUGAAGCACCCACAUAUACCAGAGACGCUUGCGGAGGAAAUUAGAGACGUGAUCGGUGAUAGAGAGGAGAAGGAAGUGAAAGAGGAUGACCUGAACAAAUUGCCAUAUCUCAAGGCUGUGAUUUUGGAGGGACUAAGGCGUCACCCACCUGCACAUUUUGUUCUGCCACAUGCAGUGAAAGAGGAUGUGGUACUGAAUGGUUUCUUGAUACCUAAAAAUGGAACUAUAAAUUUCUUAGUGGCAGAUAUGGGAUGGGACCCAAAGGUGUGGGAGAAUCCAAUGGAAUUCAAGCCAGAGAGAUUCUUGAACUCAGAGAAGCAUGGAGAUGAAGGGUUUGAUAUUACAGGAAGCAAAGAGAUAAAGAUGAUGCCGUUUGGAGCUGGGAGAAGAAUCUGUCCUGGUUAUAAUCUGGCCAUGUUUCAUUUGGAGUACUUUGUAGCCAAUCUGGUUUGGAAUUUUAAGUGGAAGGCUUCAAAUGACGGUGUUGUUGAUUUAUCUGAGAAACAAGCCUUCACUGUGAUGAUGAAGAAUCCUUUACAAGUUCACAUAUCUCCAAGAAUUGUCCCCCCAGCACGGUAAGUUGGUAUAUAUAGCAAUGAGGCUUGUAAGUGUACAGCUAGUUUUAUAGAUGUGUAUAUUUUACUUAUUAAGAAGUUGUGAGUCUGACUUUCUCAUCUAAACUCUUGAUAAAUUCAAAUUCAGUUUGGUAUCUACCUGCCAGAACAUUUCUGAGAA
Molecule: messenger RNA, 1929 nt
Organism: Prosopis cineraria
Lineage: Eukaryota; Viridiplantae; Streptophyta; Magnoliopsida; Fabales; Fabaceae
Product: cytochrome P450 89A2-like
Exons: 1
Coding region: 208-1773 (521 amino acids)
Cellular component (GO): membrane
Molecular function (GO): oxidoreductase activity, acting on paired donors, with incorporation or reduction of molecular oxygen, NAD(P)H as one donor, and incorporation of one atom of oxygen; heme binding; iron ion binding
Source: RefSeq, a predicted model, not a curated record